This is a messenger RNA of Letharia lupina, 1269 nucleotides long. RefSeq lists its product as uncharacterized. Bases 1 to 1269 code for a protein of 422 amino acids. The transcript has 7 exons. Gene Ontology annotation, molecular function: catalytic activity. Lineage: Eukaryota; Fungi; Ascomycota; Lecanoromycetes; Lecanorales; Parmeliaceae. The record is from RefSeq and is a predicted model, not a curated record.
AUGCGUCAUAUUUUGCGAUUCGUCGACUUGGACGAUACAUUUACGAGGGCAGCAUGCAAGCUCAAUGACAAGCCUGAGGGAUUUACCGACUUCGUCGCGCACGGUGGCGCAGGAAAUCACUCAUGGAACGUGAUCUUUGACGGUGUCAAAGUCGACUCAAUCGAAUCUGUACCAUCGGACAACCAGAAUGGGACCGUGGACUCCGGUAUUCUACACCCGGGACGCCCAGUCUCUGCCUCCUGGUCGCGCAAAGAUGGCAGUUCUGGCCAGAUCAAAUUCGAUUACCUUGUCGAUGCGAGUGGGCGAGCGGGCUUGGUAAGCACCAAGUAUCUGAAGAAUCGGAAGAACAAUCAAGGAUUGAAAAAUAUCGCCAACUGGGGUUACUGGAAAGGGGCAGGAGAGUAUGUCCCAGACACCCCGAGACAAGGACAACCUCUUUUUGAGGCACUCUUUGACGCGAGUGGCUGGUGCUGUAUCAAGGCCGCGUCAGAUUGGUCUUACAGCGCCUCCUGUUACCCCACUCCGUAUCUUCGUAUCGUUGGCGAUGCUGGUUGCUUCAUUGACCCAUGUUUCUCAUCUGGCGUUCAUCUGGCGCUGUCAGGUGCUCUCUCGGCUGCAACGACAAUCCGCGCAGCGAUGAGAGGAGACUGCGACGAGGAGACCGCAGUCAAAUGGCAUUCAAGCAAAGUUUCCGAAGGCUAUACCCGUUUUCUGCUUGUGGUUUUGAGUGCUCUCAAACAGAUCAGGAAACAGGACCAACCAAUCUUGAGUGAGUGGGAUGAGGAUGGCUUUGAGACAGCUUUUGCACACUUCAGACUGAGAACAACCGAUGUGACUGGCAAGCUCAGCCAAGAAGAGAUCAACAAGACAGUCGACUUCUGUCUCAACGCAUUCGAACACCAUGCCCCUGAAAAACAUGAAGCAGUCCUGAGAAAAAUGGAAACUGCCAUGCUCGCCAACAAUGCCGAAGCCCCUGCCGCUCUCUCUACUACCAAGACUGAAGCGCAGGUCGAAGAGAAGGCUAUAGUUGACCCUGAGGGUCUCUCUCCGAAUGAGCUGCGCAUCCUGAAAACUAUUCGCGCCCGGCAGAUGCUGCGCCGAGAGGAUACUCUGAGCAUUGACAGCUUCACCAGCGACGCUAUCAAUGGGGGGUUGCCACUCGUCCACAGGGGAAGCUUGGGUCUUCGCAAGGCUGGAGCUAAGUCAGGUCCCAAGGCUCCUGCGAUGGAUGACAUUACCGCCAGAGGGCCCAUGGCAAUUAAAAUGUAG